CAUUUGGACAUCUUGUUUCUGAACUUAUCUUAACCGUAUACUUAAUUUUAUGUUGAAAGUUUUAAAUGCUUGUCAUAAUUUUGUAUCAAUUUCCAAACAAAUUCUGACACUCAGAGACAUUCGAGCUUUUAAGAAAUAAAUUUUAAAAAUUAAAGCAAAAUUAAAGCGAGUAUGAGCGAGAUUGAUUAUGGCAACAAACUGAGCUGGGCCGUUGGCAAGAAGAGGGUUCUUUGCAUGGGCGUCAGCAACAUUGACUGUGUCUCCGUUGUUAACAACUUUCCGGAGGAGAAUGUCCAUGAGAAGGCCAUUUCUGGGUCUUGGCACCGUGGCGGCAGUGCCUCCAACAACUGUACAGUCCUCCGGAAUCUCGGUGUCAAUGUGGAGUUCUUUGGCAUGCUGAGCAGCCAGCCUAUAUUUCAAUUGCUCAUCGAAGACAUGACAAACCGAGGUAUUAUUGUGGAAAACUGUCCGAUGUGUGAUCUGGAUCCGCCUUUCGCCAAUGGGAUCAUGGCCAAAUCGAUGAAUACACGAACCCUGAUCAUUUGCAAUCGUGGUUUUCCCUAUGUCAGCAUUGAGGAUUUCCGGAAACUGAAUCUCAACAAUUAUGGUUGGAUUCAUAUGAGGGCUUUGUUCUUUGACACCAACAUUGAAGUGCUCAAGGACAUAGCUGCCUUUAAUGCCACCAAGGAGGAGGCGGAUGACAAGAUCCUGGUUUCCGUGGAGUUCGAUCACAGUCUAGAGAUAUUGUUCCCAAUGUUGGAUUACUGUGAUUAUGCCUUUUUCUCUAAACAGUUGGCCAUGGAGACUGGCUGGACGUCCAUGGAGAAUGCCUGCAGUCAGCUGGAUGAGCGUUUG
Molecule: messenger RNA, 855 nt
Organism: Drosophila serrata
Lineage: Eukaryota; Metazoa; Arthropoda; Insecta; Diptera; Drosophilidae
Product: ketohexokinase
Biological process (GO): fructose metabolic process
Molecular function (GO): ketohexokinase activity
Source: RefSeq, a predicted model, not a curated record